Molecule: messenger RNA, 2127 nt
Organism: Trametes versicolor FP-101664 SS1
Lineage: Eukaryota; Fungi; Basidiomycota; Agaricomycetes; Polyporales; Polyporaceae
Exons: 5
Coding region: 1-2127 (708 amino acids)
Source: RefSeq, a predicted model, not a curated record
AUGUCUCCAUACCAGCAGUCAGCCGGCGCAUCAUCCUCGAAGCGCGUCCUCGACGAGUCGGACAAGACUGACGACACGGACGACUUCGACUGGCAGCAAAGGUGCCUCGAGUUCUGGCGUAGCAUUGGAGCAUCGAACAUCCCGGGGCCGUCGAGUACCUUCCGGGCUGAGAGCCAAACAUCCUCCGUCCCCGACCAGGGUGCGCACACAGAUCCCGCGAAUAACCACGACAACCCCUUCGACGACAGUAUGUUGCCUUAUGUUUCCCGGGGAGGCAUCGAAGACCUAGAGGGGUUGGACACGGUCUCUGGGCUGAAUGCGUACGGUUCUUUUCUACCAUUCGAGGACGGCAUGGCGAAUGGAGAACACCUGGGGAUGGAUAUGGGUUUACUAGACCCUAAUUACGAGCUAGGAGGGCAGCAGCCCUUUGAACCCUUCGAAGCCUUGGAUGUCGCUCCGGCUGCCAACUCGUAUGUAAAUUGGGACCUUCCACCUUCGUUUUUUGGUCUUCCUGCGGCUAGUUCACUCGCCAUUCCAUCCGAGAUCCCCGCCGGGCUCACCUCUACCCCGAACGCAGCCUUAGACCGUUCCCCUUCUCAAGCGUCGCCUCCGACGAACGACACAAUUCCCGUGCCCGCUACGCCGGUGAUCGACCCCUCCCUGCUCCAGGACGAGCCUCUUCCACGAGACGGUACCCCUCCAGUUCUACAAGAUAUCGACCCGCAGAACCAGACUCCCGAAAGACAGCCUUCCACGAAGAAGGGGAAGGGGAAGCGGGCGCCCAAAGCUACGAAGCGGAGUGGUAGCGACCGGGAGAAUAUACCCGGCAUUAUCCCCGCCCCGCCCUCACGCGCGACACGAUCGCGGACGCCCGAAGCGGAGGACCAGGGACCUGCUCGCAAGCGGCGCAGACGCUGCGAGCUGGAGAAUGCCAAGGGCACUGAGGAGACGCGGUGCGGUCUAGACGGCUGCGAAGAGCUCCUGCGCGCCUCGGACCCUGACGGCGCGAGGAGGCACUUCGAUACCCACGUCAAGAAGACGACGACAAAAGGGAAGACUACCACCAAGGGGAAGAAGGAGAAGAAGACCAAGAAGGCUGCGAAGAAAGAGUCGAAGGCGAAAGAUAAGGAGAAGACCGAGUACCGCUGCCCAUACAUCGGGGAGGGCGGGAAAAAGUGCGCACACCGUCCCUGGACGAAUCGACAGAGUCUGCAGCGACACGUUCAUGGAGAGCACUACAAGUGGUCCUUCGAGUGCCCCGUGUGCGGACGGACAUUUCCGCGCCGCGACGCGCUGAAGCGACAUCGGAAACCGGUGAACAGCCCCUGCCACCAAACCCCGGGAUCAGAGGAUGAGGAUGACGACGCGUCGGAGAUUCAAAGUGCAAACAGCAGCCGGUGCUUAGCGGAAGCGCAAGAACACAAACAAGCACGAAUGCAGGGUCUCAGGCCGUCCAACGCAGAGCUCGAGAACGAGAGAAUAUCCGAAACCCUCAACAUCACCCCUCCCGCUACCAUGUACAUCCCCCUCCCAGACGUGAGGCCAUCUGGCUCAUACGAGGACGCGCCGGGACCUGCUUCGACAGCGCCGCAAACAAAUGAUUAUGCCGAGAUCCCGAUAUCGAUGAGCGGCUCGAAGCGUCCUCAUACAGAAAACGAAGGCCCUUCAGAUGCGCCUCAUCCAACCAAGACGGCAAAGGCACCUCGAGGGAAGGCUCGUGCAGCCCCCAUCCGUCGUGCCGUCACGAAGAGGAGUCGCGCGAGCAAGCCCGUUGCUGCAGCUCGCGCUGCGCCACCAGUCGCGGGCUCAUCGAACCUUGCCAGGGCAGCGGUGGAUCGGAAUGAACCAGACGCGGGAGAUAAAUCAGACGACGACAAAGACCCCGCAUGUAUCGGGAUUGAGGCGAGGGAAACGCGCACGAAGCGGGACCGGCGCACGAAGGCCCAAGUCGCGGCGGUCACGCAAAUAGGCCUUCCAAAGAUCUCAUGUCCCGUCGAAGGCUGCGAGACGAUGUCCGACCCGCUGACCCACGACGCGAAUCGCGAACACCUGAAGACACACUACGACCCGGGCGCGCUGGACGCCAAAGCUUCCCUGCCCUGUGUCUGGAGCGGCUGCGAGGAGUGA